AUGAAAAGGAAACUGGGAGACGGCGGUCGCGGGAGGGAAGGCGGGUGUGAGGGAGCUGAGCGGAGUUACCAACCACCCGGGCACCAUUUUUUUUGUGUUGCAUUGCGUAGAAGCCUUGGCAGUCUGAGCGGAGGGGGAGAGGGAGCCGGCAGCGCGGCACCGCCGGCUGCGGACGGCGCCGCCCGCAGUCUGCGGCUCCCUGCAGGCUGCGGCGUCGCUGCCCGUAGUCUGCGGGUGCCACAGGCUGCGGCGGCCACCGCCGGGGGAGACGGCGGCCGCGGGAGGGAAGGCGGGUGUGAGGGAGCCGAGCGGAGUUACCAACCACCCGGGUGCCGUUUUUUUUGUGUUGCAUUGCGUAGAAGCCUCGGCAGUCUGAGCGGAGGGGGAGAGGGAGCCGGCAGCGCGGCACCGCCGGCUGCGAACGGCACCGCCCGCAGUCUGCGGCUCCCCACAGGCUGCGGCGUCGCCGCCCGCAGUCUGCGGGUGCCGCAGGCUGCGGCCGCCACCGCCGGGUGCUGCGGCCCCGCGCUAGCCCAGCAGAAUUUUGUUAAGCAUUUUUUUGUGUAA
Cryptomeria japonica (Japanese cedar) is the source of this 567-nucleotide messenger RNA. RefSeq lists its product as uncharacterized. The record is from RefSeq and is a predicted model, not a curated record. NCBI's taxonomy places the organism in Eukaryota, Viridiplantae, Streptophyta, Pinopsida, Cupressales, Cupressaceae. The coding region runs from base 1 to 567 and encodes 188 amino acids. The transcript has 3 exons.